AUGAAUGUGUCCAACAACUGCAGCUCCACAAAUCUAGAGCUGCACCACCAUGUUCGCCUCCUUGAACUGGCUCUGUACAGCCUCAUUUUCUGUUUUGGAGCACUGUUUAAUGCCCUUGCCUUGUGGGUGUUCUCCUGCAAGAUGAAGAAGUGGACAGAAACCAGGGUGUAUGUCAUGAACUUAGUGUUUGCAGAUUUCUCUGUCAUCUGCACCUUGCCUUCCAUGGUUUAUUUGCUCUGGAGUGAGUCAGCCCGAGGGCAGCUCUGCCAGUUCACAGAGAUGAUGUAUUUUAUCAACAUGUUGGUGAGCAUCUACACCAUCUCAUUCAUCUCCAUUGACAGAUACAUUGCCAUAGAGCACCCUUUGAAAGCCAGGAGCUUCAGGUCCCCGUGGAGGGCAGCGCUGCUCUGCGGGCUGCUGUGGCUGCUGGUGGUCAGCAGUGCCACCCUCCAGCUGUGGCAGGGACACCCAGAUCUCUGCUCCCAGACCUACACCCCCAUUCCUGCUGCUCUCAGCCUGCUGGCCAUUUUCUUUGUUUUCAUUCUCCCCUUGGCAACCCUGACCUUCUGCUCCACAGCAGCCAUCAGGAGCCUCAAGAAGCAUCUGAACAGCAAUUCAGCGGAGGAGAAGUCAAUCCAGAAAGCUGUACACAUUAUUUCUGCAAAUCUGAUUGUGUUUCUGAUCUGUUUUCUGCCAGCCUGCCUGGGGCUGCUAGCCAGGUUUGUCAUGGAGAGGGUUGGAGUCUCCUGUUUCCUGCUGUGUGCCAUCAGGAACCUCUCCUCUGUCAUGAGGUGCAUUGCCACCUCCAACUGCUGCCUCGACAGUGUCUGCUACUACUUUGUCACCAGGGAGUUCCAUGAAGCCUUUCUGUGGCCCAAAGCCAGCACUCAAAAACCAGAGGCAACCCACCCCUUGCAGACAGAGACUUGCUAAAGGAGAAAAGGGAGCACAACCCACCCACAACCUCUGCAGCAUAGAGAGGAAGUACAGCUUCAGGGCUACUGAGAGAAGUUUGCUUAAGUUACUCUUUUUCUCUAGCAAAUUCUGUGUUAGGUUUAGAAAUUUGUACUCUAUGUUUUUAUUAAACAAAUAGGUCACAGAGAUGUGUAGAAGUGUGAUGUAACUGCUUGUUGUUGACAUGGCUCCAUUCCACCCUCCAGCAUCAUCUUGUGACAUCAAGACAGGUGAGCCAUGAACCUCUUUUGGUUCCUUCUGCAGCUGAAAUCUAUUGAUCUU
Oenanthe melanoleuca is the source of this 1236-nucleotide messenger RNA. RefSeq names its product G-protein coupled receptor 35-like. Gene Ontology annotation, molecular function: G protein-coupled receptor activity. Bases 1 to 933 code for a protein of 310 amino acids. The record is from RefSeq and is a predicted model, not a curated record. The transcript has a single exon. Gene Ontology annotation, biological process: phospholipase C-activating G protein-coupled receptor signaling pathway; positive regulation of Rho protein signal transduction. NCBI's taxonomy places the organism in Eukaryota, Metazoa, Chordata, Aves, Passeriformes, Muscicapidae. Gene Ontology annotation, cellular component: membrane.